Penicillium hordei is the source of this 867-nucleotide messenger RNA. RefSeq lists its product as uncharacterized. Lineage: Eukaryota; Fungi; Ascomycota; Eurotiomycetes; Eurotiales; Aspergillaceae. The transcript has 2 exons. Bases 1 to 867 code for a protein of 288 amino acids. Gene Ontology annotation, biological process: nucleotide metabolic process. The record is from RefSeq and is a predicted model, not a curated record. Gene Ontology annotation, molecular function: ATP:ADP adenylyltransferase activity; ATP binding.
AUGGAAGAAUCCCUCAUCCUGUCCAAAUUCGACAACCUUGUCCAAUCCGGCAUCGUCCAAUACGAUGAUAAACAACAAAUCAUCGAGCACAUUGAUGGCGACCUCAAAUUUCAAUUUGUCCUCACUUCUGCCCUCAUUAAAAAGCCCACCCUAACAACCGCCGAGUCCCAACCCGAUGCCAACACCCAAAAACCCGAAAAACGAGAAGGCAGCGACAUAAGCACAACCGGAUUCGAGCUCGGCGCCCUAGACAGCCACUUAGUGAUCGUGAACAAGUUCUGCUUCGCGCGACCCCACCUCAUGCUCCUCACGUUCGAUGGAUACAAACGACAAUAUGAGGCGCUCGACAAAUCCGAUCUAAACGACACGUGGCAGCUGCUGAACUCUGCACAGAGCGACUACGUUGCGUUUUACAACUGCGGCCCGAAUGGCGGAUGCAGUCGCCUGCAUAAGCAUCUGCAGGUGAUGCCCUUGCCGGCGAACAGUUUUGCUGCCUUUCUGGAUUCUCCAGAUGAGACUGAGACUAAAGUUCCAUUUCGGUGGUUCUAUCGACGCUUUGAGGGUAAUGUGACAUCCGCUGCGUUGUUCGGAACCUACAAAGACCUGCUGGAGGAGGCUACAAAGGUGGGCGGGGAGUAUACGACGGAUGCACCGCCUGGAGCGGUCUGUCCGCAUAAUGUAAUUUUUACUAAGAGGUGGAUGAUUGUGCUGCCGAGAAGACGAGGCGCGAUUAAUAAGGAGGCUGGGGUGAAUUCGUUGGGAAUGCUGGGGGUUAUCGCUGUGGCUACGACGAAGGAGAUUGAUAAUUGGGUCAGGUUGGGGUUGACGGAGUCACUAGCAGAGCUGGGAGUGCCUAAGGGGAUAUAA